Messenger RNA from Alnus glutinosa, 394 nucleotides. RefSeq names its product proteinase inhibitor-like. Gene Ontology annotation, biological process: response to wounding. The record is from RefSeq and is a predicted model, not a curated record. The coding region runs from base 97 to 312 and encodes 71 amino acids. Gene Ontology annotation, molecular function: serine-type endopeptidase inhibitor activity. The transcript has 2 exons. NCBI's taxonomy places the organism in Eukaryota, Viridiplantae, Streptophyta, Magnoliopsida, Fagales, Betulaceae.
AUAAAUACUACUCCGGCCAUGUCUUUCACCCGAACAAUAUAUCACAAAGUACUGUUAUCAAUAUAAGAUAGCUGUGAAGGAAAAGGCUAGGAAACAAUGGCAUCAGAUCAGUGUGAAGGUAAGAAUUCAUGGCCAGAGCUCGUUGGCGAGCAAGGGACGGUUGCGGAGGCCACAAUCGAGAGGGAGAAUUCUCUUGUCAAUGCCGUGAUCGUGGAAGAAGGAUCGUUUGUCACGCAAGACUUUCGCUGCGACAGGGUUUGGGUUUGGGUCAAUGAAAAUGGCACCGUUUGUAGUGUCCCGACUAUUGGAUAAGCCUACUUUAUCUUAUUUUAUGAAUAAUCUUAUUAAUGUUAUUUUAUGAAUAAUCUUGGGCUUAUAAGUCCAUAUUGUUGAA